AUGGACAAAUUUGCUACAGUGCACAACUCAGUAGCUGACCAACUGCUCCACUUGGAGGAGCGUCUGACCAGACACGAGGUGAAAUUAACAGACCUCGGAAGAGCGUUCCCGCAGGAACAAUCUCAAGGGAGACCUACCAGCAUACGCCACUGGCCUGUUUUGCACCUUGUGCCUGGAUUUGCCAGCAGAUUUAUUCCUAUUGGACAGAAUACACCAAGUGGCAAAA
Pelobates cultripes (western spadefoot toad) is the source of this 226-nucleotide messenger RNA. NCBI's taxonomy places the organism in Eukaryota, Metazoa, Chordata, Amphibia, Anura, Pelobatidae. The record is from the annotation of a GenBank genome assembly.